Molecule: messenger RNA, 1319 nt
Organism: Triticum aestivum (bread wheat)
Lineage: Eukaryota; Viridiplantae; Streptophyta; Magnoliopsida; Poales; Poaceae
Exons: 4
Coding region: 366-992 (208 amino acids)
Source: RefSeq, a predicted model, not a curated record
UCCUAUCCACUUUUUUGUAGGAAGCUAUCCACGCUAGUACUCCCUCUGUAAACAAAUAUAAGAGUGUUUAGAUCACUAUUUUAGUGAUCUAAACACUUUUUACGGAGGGAGUAUUUAUUAGUGAUAGUAUUGGUUGGAUUUUUGUGUCGAGGAUCCAUUCCAUUCACACCUCUCGACCAAAAGCGUACUCCGGCCGGCGAGGUUCCCGUUCCAGUCUCCGGCGAGGGAAGCCGCGGCCUGCUCCUGGUGGCCGUCCUCUUAUUUUGCUGGUCGCUUCGUGUUCGUGGUGUAGGGCUCUGUAGGCGGCAGUCGCUUGCUUCAUUUGGGCCGUCGACUUGGAGCUAACGAGUGUAGUGUGAUCAUCCAUGGGGAAGAAAGGUAUAGUUGUGGCGACCACCAUCGUCGCCGUGAUGACUGUCAUCUUUGGAGUCAUCGGCGCGGUUUUCUUGGGACUGAGACGCUAUGAGGAUGACCGCGAUGACCGCAGCGUGUGUAAGUACGCGCGAUCGCCGGCGACGGCUUGCGGCGUCGUGGCGGCCGUGCUGGCGCUAACGACACAGAUUCUCGCCAGCGUGGCCAUCGGCUGCUGUGGGGCAUGGCAGAAUCCCAAGAGGGCCAAUCGCAUCGCCGCCGUCGUUUUCUACGUCAUCUCAUGGAUCCUAGUGAUCAUAGCGGUGCUGGUGUUUCUGGGAGGCGCCCUAUUAGGGAUUGAAGGAUAUACAGAGAAAGUUAUUGGGAAAACUAUUGAGAACGGUAGCUGUGUUGGAGGUGUCGGAGGUGAAGGAGUUUUCGUGGACGCGACAUUCCUGUUUCUUGUAGUUGUCGCCCUUGAGGUCUCCUCGUAUCUUCUUAUUCAGAAAGAUGAGCACCACCAAGCAGCCGCAAGCGAUAAUCCUCCUUCGAUACCAACCGCUACAUCUCCUUUGGCAACAACAGCUUCUUCUAAAGAUGAUGCCCACGCCUCCGCUCCCGCACCAGCAAAUCAAGUCUGACGUUAGCUCGCAACUAUGGAACAGUUGUCUUUGCCUUCCAAAAGGAGGAACAUGCUUUCUGGACCGUUGUAAGUGGAAGGCACUCGUUGCGGUCUUUCGAUCCAAAAUACUUUGUGGUUUUAGUCCAAAUUCAAACCAAAACCAGAAGAAAUAUUUUGAAAGGAGGGAGUACAUGUUUAUCAUAUUUAAGUACAUAAUGAAAUUGUCUUCUUAAUAUGUGUUUUGAGGGCUAUUUUAUGUCAUAUGGAUUGUGCAAUUUCAUAUACAAUAGAAAUUAUUUUCUAUACUCGUUUAACACUUCUCAAAUACAUGAUAAAUAUUGUUUUA